AUGCAGUGGAUCAAGAACGCGUUCAAUUUCCUGGCAAUCGCCGUCCUCUAUCUGGUCAAGCCCGUCCAUUAUCUGGCCAACCUGGGAUGGACCGUCAAGCAUCAGCCUAACUGCAGAUUCUGCAAGGAAGAGGCGUUCAGCAAGGAGGGCAGCAUCGUUUACGAGGUAAAUGAAUACCCCGAACCCUCCUGUCUAUGCGAGAAGCAAGCCUUUGCUAACCCGACUCCCCAGGAUGACCAUGUCCGAGCAGUCAACAACUUGAACAACUCGAGCACGCACCACUGGUUCAUCAUGCCCAAGGAGCACCUCCGCGACAUUGAGAACUUGACCAGCGAGCACAUUCCGCUUCGUAAGACUUGCGCAUCAAAGAUUUACUCCUCGCUAUUCUCUGCCACUAACCCGACUUGCCGCGUCCUAGUUGAAGCCAUGGAUCGGGUCAAGGAGCACCUGCUUGAGACCAUUGCAUCGCUUGAACUGCGUUUAUCCGUCCAUUCUGGCUACCAUCGAGGACGACGACACCUCUUUAGGGACAUCUACUUGCCCGACAUCAUUUCCAUCCAUCAUCUCCAUCUUCACGUCGUCGUCAAGUCGCGCCUAUUGCCGAAAAUACUCAAGUACUGGAAUCCGCUCCUAUGGAAGUCGGACGCCGCCGUGAUGAACGAUUUGAAGAAGCGCUAG
Messenger RNA from Cordyceps fumosorosea ARSEF 2679, 678 nucleotides. RefSeq names its product Histidine triad-like motif-containing protein. The record is from RefSeq and is a predicted model, not a curated record. Lineage: Eukaryota; Fungi; Ascomycota; Sordariomycetes; Hypocreales; Cordycipitaceae. The transcript has a single exon. Bases 1 to 678 code for a protein of 225 amino acids.